CACGUGACUAUAAUGUUUACUAUUAGCUAAACGGAGUUUGGUCGGCAGUUGCAGAUCCGUCUGUGCGGCUGGACAUGUAGUUUUAUAUUCACCCGUAGACAUCUAACUAAGUGCCAAACAGAGAGAUGAGCAGCUCACAGCAGAAAGCCAGGGACAUUGUGGGGGUCUAUAAUCAUAUUUUGGAGAAGCAGAUUGUGGAACAGGGCUCCAGCCUGCCCUGCAGAAAUGAGGACCUGUGGAUGCAGGUGGAGGACCGCCUGAGGAACGGAGAUGCUCAGAACACGCACUGUCUGGGUCUGGAUCCACUCAGAGUGAUGGAAGAAUCGUUGAAGGCCGAGGCAGCAUCAGCACCAGCGACAUCCCCCGGGAGGAGACUCCGAGUCAAAGCAGGACUUCAGGGCCUGGCUAGAGCUUUUGGAGUCCUGGAGCAAGCAUCUUUGAACCUGUACCUGGGACCCUGGAGGGAAGAGUACAGAGUCAUCAAGAUGUACUCUGGUACAUUCACCCACUACAUCACACCAGUGCUGUCUAUGCCACAGAUCGAAAAACUGUUUGGACUAUUGGGAUACAGCCUGGGUCCGCCCGAGCAACUUCAUCUCCAGUCACCUAGAGUCAGUCCGGCUUCUCUGGACGACUUCCUCCGCUUGUCUUGUGCCUUCUUCAUAGCCCGCUGCGAGUGUCAGCUUCUAGUGACGGCUCUUGGGAAGCAUGUCGGUGAUGCCAAGUGGGAGCUGGGUGUAGUGAAGGAAAGGCAGAGAGGAAGCAUCUUACACGUUGCUCUGGAAAACACCAGGAAAAAGUUUGAGGUCAAGCAGCCACUCCCGGAGCCUGUCGAUGGAGAAAUGGAUCUGUACGGAGAUGAGUCGGGGGACGGAAAAGCUUGUGGGGUUAAAUUCAAUGCAAUGCCGUGUCCUGCUGAGAGGUGCAUCAGCGGAGAGGUUUGCAUGUCACCAUCGCUGGAGUUGGACACCAAAAACCUCCCCGACAGCAAAAGUCCAGACGAGUUUUCCUGUAAGAGUCUGAUGUUUGGUAAAACCGACUCCAAGCAACUGGCGAAAGCUGAGGCUGAACCCAGUCAGUUCUGCAGCUGUGUUCACUCUAAUCUUUCUUCUCUUUGUCUUAAACAAUGUUUUGAAUGCAAGGGCUUACACUAUUACAACUGUGACUCUCUUAAAGUUUGCAAAAUGAAUGGUCACAAAGUGAAGUUUGCCGGGAAUCCAAAUGAAUCAGAGGAGCCAUCACUACCGAGCGGGGUCUCGUCAGACCCUCCCCCGUACGACAGCGCAGCGAUGCCCUCCUUAGCCCCGUGUGACGAGCCCACACCCGUCAGUCAGUCCAUCCAUCCCAUCUCCUUCCACGGCUGCGUUGACCUCGCCAAGCCGGACCCUCAGGUCCUGUGUCGCAGCUGCAGUGUUUUCCACUCCGGUUCCUGCAGAGAGGGAGAUCUAUGCCAAACAAACCACGACAUCUGCCCGCUCGGGGUGUGCUCCUGCGGGAAGCUGUGCUCCAGGAAGCCCCUGGUUCUGUGCAGGUACUGUGGUAGGGAGUUUUGCACCAACUGUUGGUACAGAAAUCCUGUUUCAUGCAUCUGUGGCCAAACCUUUGACCAGUCGUCAUCAGUGUGAUUUGUAUUUGAAAUGUUUUGCACUAAAGAGGCACAUUUAACAGUCGCUGUGCCUUAAAUUUGCGUACUAGAACAACACAUUCUUUUUUCCCCUUUUGGAUGGAUGAAUUUAAAAAUUGCCUUGUCGGAAAUACAGUUGUUUUUUUUUUUUUGAUAUUUUCCGAUGUUUCUCGUUUUCUGUUAUUGAACUAUUCUGUAAGUUGCCAAAUAUUCACCGUUGGCCUUUUAAAAACCGUAGCAUUUGUUGAGAAAGUUGGGACUAUGGUUUGUUUUCCUGGUUCACUUUACUGUGAUGUAAAGCUCACCUUUUUUUUUAAACCACAUGUUGUUUGCACAGUUUGGAGUAAAAAUGGCCAUCACACAGUUUGGUGAAUGUAUCCUUUUUAAGGUGUGAGCUUAAUUUGUUACCGUGGUUACAGGUGUAAUAAAGAGAGAACAUCCUGAGAAUUGAGUCAGCACUUUUUGAU
This is a messenger RNA of Cololabis saira (Pacific saury), 2091 nucleotides long. It is a transcript of the gene spata2l, whose product is annotated as spermatogenesis associated 2-like. The coding region runs from base 126 to 1625 and encodes 499 amino acids. Gene Ontology annotation, cellular component: cytoplasm. The record is from RefSeq and is a predicted model, not a curated record. Lineage: Eukaryota; Metazoa; Chordata; Actinopteri; Beloniformes; Belonidae. The transcript has 4 exons.